Molecule: messenger RNA, 5281 nt
Organism: Numida meleagris (helmeted guineafowl)
Lineage: Eukaryota; Metazoa; Chordata; Aves; Galliformes; Numididae
Product: myosin-1B-like
Exons: 22
Coding region: 1855-5154 (1099 amino acids)
Cellular component (GO): myosin complex
Molecular function (GO): cytoskeletal motor activity; ATP binding; actin filament binding
Source: RefSeq, a predicted model, not a curated record
AUUAGGGUUAAACCAUAGGCUUCGAUUUCAUUCUUCAGUGUGAAUUUACACCAAAUGUGGAGUCUGCCAAUUUCCUCCCCGGCCCCAGGAUUACAGUACCAUCACAGUGAAAGAGUCAGCUGAGAGAAGAGGAGGAAGGAAUUUCCUUGCUUUCUUAUCCAGACCUCUGAGUAGGUGAGGCUAAGAGGGAGUGAAACACAACAGGUGCUGCUAAGUAAGGCAGCAGUAUGCUAAGGGAUCAGGUGAAGCUGCUGAGCUUUGUUUUAGUUCAGAUUUCCUUGUUUGUGGAAGGAACUAUAUGGAAAAAAAUCAAAGUACACUGCAUGAGUGUGAAAGUGUUUCUCCACAAAGUAAAGGGUUGUGCUGCCCCCCUUUUCAUUUCCUUGCCAUAUUGCAGAACAUGUGUAACACCCUUCAUAGUAUCAGCUGCAGACAACCUCUGUGAUCAGCACAGUAAAGAGUCUCUUUUAGCAUGUUAGCAUGGGGAUUGAAUCCUUCUAAUGCUUACUACUUCUCUUCCAGGUUAGCAUAGACAAAAGUGGCUAUGCCUCUUUCAGAGAAGCUACAUUUAUUCUUCUUUCCCUCCAUCUAGCCUACUUACACUGCAGAAGCAGUGCUAAACCAUUCUGUUACGUUGAGACAGCACAUUUUCCUCCUGCUUCCAGUGGGAUACAUGUAUUAAGUUCAGUGAGCAGCUCAAUAGCUCUGUUUAUAUGAUACUUGAAACCCUUCAGCCCAAAAACAAGAGUUAAAUUUCUAUGCCUUUCUUCCAAAGUCUCUUGCUGACUUCAGUCUUUAAGGCUUCUGUCUUCAACUCUAGAUUUGUUUAACGUGUUUUGUUUUUCUUGGUCCUUGAACCUGUGGUGACCUGGUGUUAUCCCUUUGGACUCACACUCCUAUUUACACCCUUUCCCUAAUCUCAUUGCCUUCCUUCCUUAUCACUACCUCAAAGACUCAUUCUUUCCCCCUUCCUUUGCUUUAGCUUCAGCCCAUUUUGCUACUUGGUCGUUCAUGGAACCCCUCAAAUCUCACUCCUCUGACUUUUGUUCCUAUUCAGAUGCUUCCUCCUGUAUUGGGAUUCCCUUCCUCUAACAAUGACCCUGCACGUCACUGGGAGCCCUUGUGCUCCCACAUUGCAGACUCAGAGCAUUUGCAGAAGGCAGUAGUCUGCACCUCCACCUCUCCAUCAUGUUUCAUUACAGUAUGCUGGCUAUUUCACUUCACUUUCUCUGUUCAAGUUAUCAUCUGAUUGAUUACAGUGUCCAUGCAGUCCCUUUCAUCUCCUUUAGUACAUGCUCCUGUACACUCCCUCCCCUCUUCUCACACACUCUUGUCGAAUUAUUUAUGGCAGAUGGAUUCACAGACUGUUAUGUCUAAUUAUAUCCAUUCACUUCUAAUGAAUGGGAAUUCUGCUAGGAGUUAAGACUGCCAAGAAUGUUUUGACCUAAGGAACAGGAGGUGGCUACUACGUAUGCAAAUCAGACCCUAUAAAAGUACCUUAGGGUCAGUGUGUCUUGUCCUUCUUCAGAAAUCUCUAAGGUAAGAGCGUCCGGGGCUUUCGACGGGGGAGGUGGGGGGUGAAGGGAAAGUGGCCCUGCAUUCCGCAAACACCAGUGCAUUCCUGCAAACGCUUAUAUUCAUUCCAUGGGAGACUGCCAGUGUCAGCUGGGAUUUUCAGUCUGCUUUCAAGGCAUCUGUACAUUUUCCAUUUAUAAAUUUUCUCUGAAAUUCUGUCCAGCAGUAAGAAGGAAAUUACUAACUGUGUUUUACUAUACUGACCAGCUUCCAGUCUGCGAGCCAUUCAUCUGGUCUCACAAAAGAUACUUACUGCAUUACUCCCAAUAAACAGCAACCAUGGCUACAGAUGCUGAUAUGGCCAUCUUUGGGGAGGCAGCUCCUUACCUCCGAAAGUCAGAAAAGGAGAGGAUCGAGGCCCAGAACAAGCCUUUUGAUGCCAAGUCAUCAGUCUUUGUGGUACAUGCUAAAGAAUCCUAUGUGAAAAGCACAAUCCAGAGCAAAGAAUCUGGGAAGGUCACUGUCAAGACAGAAGGUGGAGAAACUCUAACCGUGAAAGAAGAUCAAAUCUUCUCCAUGAACCCUCCCAAGUAUGAUAAAAUUGAGGACAUGGCCAUGAUGACCCACGUUCGCAUCAACCAACAGCUGGAUACCAAGCAGCCCAGGCAGUACUUCAUUGGUGUCCUGGACAUUGCUGGCUUUGAGAUCUUUGAUUUCAACAGCCUGGAGCAGCUGUGUAUCAACUUCACCAAUGAGAAACUGCAGCAGUUCUUCAACCACCACAUGUUCGUGCUGGAACAGGAAGAGUACAAGAAGGAAGGCAUUGACUGGGAGUUCAUUGACUUUGGGAUGGACCUGGCUGCCUGCAUUGAGCUCAUUGAAAAGCCCAUGGGCAUCUUCUCCAUCCUGGAAGAGGAGUGCAUGUUCCCCAAGGCAACCGACACCUCUUUCAAGAACAAGCUCUAUGACCAGCAUCUGGGCAAGUCCAACAACUUCCAGAAGCCUAAACCUGGCAAAGGCAAGGCUGAGGCCCACUUCUCCCUGGUGCACUACGCUGGCACAGUGGACUACAACAUCACUGGCUGGCUUGAGAAGAACAAGGACCCCCUGAACGAAACUGUUGUGGGGCUAUACCAGAAAUCAUCCCUGAAGACACUGGCCUUACUGUUUGCCUCUGUUGGUGGGGCAGAAGCAGAGAGUGGUGGCGGUGGAAAGAAAGGUGGCAAGAAGAAGGGGUCUUCUUUCCAGACUGUCUCAGCUCUUUUCCGGGAAAAUUUAAACAAACUGAUGAGCAAUCUGCGAAGCACACACCCCCAUUUUGUGCGAUGCCUCAUUCCCAACGAAACAAAAACACCCGGUGCCAUGGAGCAUGAACUGGUGCUGCACCAGCUGCGCUGUAAUGGCGUGCUGGAAGGGAUCCGGAUUUGCAGGAAAGGAUUCCCCAGCAGAAUACUUUAUGCAGACUUUAAACAGAGAUACAAGGUGCUUAAUGCCAGUGCCAUCCCUGAGGGACAGUUCAUUGAUAGUAAGAAAGCUUCUGAGAAGCUCCUUGGGUCAAUCGAUGUGGACCACACCCAGUACAAAUUUGGUCACACCAAGGUGUUCUUCAAAGCUGGUCUGCUGGGACUCCUGGAAGAGAUGAGGGACGAGAAGCUGGCACAGCUCAUCACGCGCACACAGGCCAGGUGCAGAGGCUUCCUAAUGAGAGUGGAGUUCAAGAAAAUGAUGGAAAGAAGGGAAUCUAUCUUCUGCAUCCAGUACAAUGUUCGUGCAUUUAUGAAUGUCAAGCACUGGCCUUGGAUGAAGCUGUUCUUCAAAAUCAAACCCUUGCUGAAGAGCGCAGAAUCUGAGAAAGAAAUGGCCAACAUGAAGGAAGAGUUUGAAAAAACCAAAGAAGAACUUGCAAAGUCUGAGGCAAAGAGAAAGGAGCUGGAGGAGAAAAUGGUUUCCCUGCUGCAGGAGAAAAAUGAUCUGCAGCUCCAAGUGCAGGCUGAAGCAGAUGGUUUGGCUGAUGCUGAGGAAAGAUGUGACCAGCUCAUCAAAACCAAAAUCCAGCUGGAGGCCAAAAUUAAGGAGCUUGCAGAGAGAGCAGAAGAUGAGGAAGAGAUGAAUGCUGAGCUGACAGCCAAGAAGAGGAAGCUGGAGGAUGAAUGCUCAGAACUGAAAAAAGACAUAGAUGACCUGGAGUUAACAUUGGCCAAAGUUGAGAAGGAAAAGCAUGCCACUGAAAACAAGGUGAAAAACCUCACAGAGGAGAUGGCAGCCCUGGACGAGAACAUUGCCAAGCUGACAAAAGAGAAGAAAGCCCUCCAAGAGGCCCACCAGCAGACACUGGAUGACCUGCAGGCUGAAGAGGACAAAGUCAAUACGCUGACCAAAGCUAAAACCAAGCUGGAGCAGCAAGUGGACGAUCUGGAAGGGUCCCUGGAGCAAGAGAAGAAACUGCGCAUGGACCUCGAGAGAGCUAAGAGGAAACUCGAGGGAGACCUGAAAAUGACCCAGGAAUCCACAAUGGACUUGGAAAAUGAUAAACAGCAGCUGGAUGAGAAACUGAAGAAGAAAGACUUUGAAAUCAGCCAGAUCCAGAGCAAAAUUGAGGAUGAGCAAGCCCUGGGCAUGCAGUUACAGAAGAAGAUCAAGGAGCUGCAGGCCCGUACUGAGGAACUGGAGGAGGAAAUUGAGGCAGAGCGAACCUCUCGGGCAAAAGCAGAGAAGCACCGGGCUGACCUCUCCAGGGAGCUGGAGGAGAUCAGUGAGCGCCUGGAAGAAGCAGGAGGGGCUACGGCAGCUCAGAUCGAUAUGAACAAGAAGCGGGAGGCAGAAUUUCAGAAGAUGCGCCGUGACCUCGAAGAGGCCACGCUGCAGCACGAAGCCACGGCUGCUGCCCUGCGGAAGAAGCAUGCGGACAGCACAGCGGAGCUUGGGGAGCAGAUCGACAACCUGCAACGAGUCAAGCAGAAGCUGGAGAAGGAGAAGAGUGAGCUGAAGAUGGAGAUUGAUGACUUGGCCAGCAACAUGGAGUCUGUCUCCAAAGCCAAGGCAAAUUUAGAGAAGAUGUGUCGUUCCCUAGAAGAUCAACUCAGUGAGAUAAAGACAAAGGAAGAGGAGCAACAGCGCACAAUUAAUGACAUCAGUACACAGAAAGCUCGGCUACAAACAGAGUCUGCUGAAUAUUCACGCCAGGUGGAGGAGAAAGAUGCUCUGAUUUCUCAGCUGUCACGAGGCAAACAGGCAUUCACCCAACAGAUUGAGGAGCUCAAGAGGCACUUAGAGGAGGAGAUAAAGGUGCGGGAGCUGGAAGGAGAGGUUGAUGCUGAGCAGAAGCGCAGCGCUGAAGCCGUGAAGGGUGUGCGCAAGUACGAGAGGAGGGUGAAGGAGCUGACCUACCAGUCUGAAGAAGAUCGGAAGAAUGUUCUCAGGCUCCAGGACCUGGUGGACAAACUGCAAAUGAAAGUGAAAUCCUACAAGAGGCAAGCUGAGGAGGCUGAGGAGCUGUCCAAUGUCAACCUUUCCAAAUUCCGCAAGAUCCAGCAUGAGCUGGAGGAAGCCGAGGAGCGGGCUGACAUUGCAGAGUCACAGGUCAACAAGCUCCGUGCAAAGAGCCGUGAAAUAGGCAAGAAGGCAGAAAGUGAAGAGUAGAUGCCUCCAGUGGUGCAAAGUGAAAGAGAAUUGCACAAAAUGUGAAAUUCUAUCACUUUGAUUUGUAAUUACUGUUUAGUUCUUAAUCUCUAAUUAAUUAAUACUUAGAUAAUAAAAAUUGUAGAGA